This is a messenger RNA of Ogataea angusta, 867 nucleotides long. RefSeq lists its product as uncharacterized. Bases 1 to 867 code for a protein of 288 amino acids. The transcript has a single exon. The record is from RefSeq and is a predicted model, not a curated record. Lineage: Eukaryota; Fungi; Ascomycota; Pichiomycetes; Pichiales; Pichiaceae. Gene Ontology annotation, molecular function: hydrolase activity, acting on carbon-nitrogen (but not peptide) bonds, in linear amides.
AUGGUCCUUGUCGCCGCUGGGCAACUGUGUGCUUCCAAUGUUUUGAAAGACAACGCUGCUGCUGCAAUCAAUUUGAUUACAAAGGCUGCAAGUUUGAGAUGCAAGGUUUUGUUCUUACCAGAAGCCUCAGAUUACAUUGCACGGAACGCGCAACAAAGUAAAGAGAUUGUGAAGUCCGUCUCAGAUUCGCCUUUCGUGUUGGCCAUCCAAAAAAAGCUGCAAGAGCUUCACGCUGCGGGGAACUCCCUUUCUGUGUCUGUGGGUAUUCAUGAGCCUUCUGAGACUUCUGACCGUGUCAAAAAUACCCUGAUAUGGAUCAAUGAAGCAGGUGAGAUUGUUCAAAGAUAUCAGAAAAUCCAUCUUUUCGAUGUGGACAUCAAGAAUGGACCGAUUUUGAAAGAGUCACAAUCCGUGGAACCAGGUUCCAAAGUUCUGAAGCCGUUUCCAACCGCCAUUGGCAACGUAGGAUUGGGGAUCUGCUAUGAUCUACGUUUUCCCGAGCUGGCCUUGAGAUUGAGAAGCGAAGGAGCCCAAGUUUUAACUUAUCCCUCUGCUUGGACAAUGAAAACGGGUCCUCAUUUCCAGAUUCUGGCUCAAUCGACGGCCAUCUUUACCCAAUGCUAUGUUGUGAUGCCUGCGCAAAAGGGAAAACACAAGGUUGAGGACGGAACGGUGACAAACAGAGAAUCCUACGGCCACACUUGUAUAAUCGAUCCGUCAGGAACUAUCCUUGCUCAGUGCACAGACAUUGACGAUGUAGAAGAUAUCUGCGUUGCCGAUAUUGAUCUUGACAGGCUAGAGGUUAUCAGGAGAAACAUGCCUCUCUGGAGUCAGAGAAGACCGGACGUCUUCGGCUACAAAGUCUAA